CAGCAAAGUAUAGGCCAGUGGUAUAGGCUGGUAAUCAUGCUGCUCGCUCCAGUUGUUUCCUCGGUCAAAUUCAAGAUGGUGGACAAUCAUAAUAUUCAUUUAAAGACCACUGGAGGUGGAGUUAAUUCACUUCCCCCACCUAGAUUGGAGCAUUUUGUUAUGACAGAAAAACUAGGUCAAGGAACGUAUGCUUCUGUGUAUAAAGCUUAUAGAAAGGGACAAGCACGAGAGGUUGUAGCAAUCAAGUGUAUUUAUUUAAAGAGGCUCGGCAAAGCUGCCAUUGAAAAUCUAUUCACCGAAAUUAAGUUAUUGAAGGAAAUCAAUCAUGAUCAUGUAGUUCAACUUAAAGAUUUUGAGUGGAACAAAGAUUAUCUAUUCUUGAUUAUGGAAUACUGCAGUGGAGGUGACUUAUCCAGAUUCAUUCAAACAAGACGACAACUACCAGAAAAUAUUGCCAAACGUUUUCUUCAACAACUAGCACUUGCUCUACAAUGCCUACACAGCAGAGACAUUGCUCACAUGGACCUCAAACCUCAAAAUAUAUUGUUAUCAUCAAAAGAUAAUCCCACAUUAAAAAUCGCAGAUUUUGGUUUUGCUCAGUACCUCAAAGAUGAAAUGGACAGCUCAAAUCUUCGUGGCUCUCCUCUAUACAUGGCACCAGAAAUGUUUUGUUCGACCACCUACGAUGCAUCUGUGGACUUGUGGUCUGUGGGAGUUAUCCUUUAUGAAGCGCUCUUUGGCGUGGCUCCUUUCAGAUCCCGAACAUUCUCAGAAUUGGAGAAAAAGAUCAGAUCAACUCAGGAAAUUAGGCUUCCACAAGACUCUAAUGUCUCCCAAGCAUGCAAAGAAUUGCUUCUCUCUCUUUUACAAAGGGAUCCAAAACAGAGGAUAUCAUUUGAUGAAUUUUUUGCACACCCAUUUCUUGACUUGGAACAUGCGCCGUCAGCGUCGUGUUUGCCGCAAGCGAUUUCCCUUGUUGCUGAAGCGGUAAAACUUGACCAGGCAUUGAAUUACAAAGACGCUGUAAAGAUGUACUGCCAGGCAUUGGAUUAUUUCGUCCCAGCUUUGCAAUACGAGCAGAAUAGUUCGAAGAGGAAUUCAUUAAGAGAAAAAGUCAAUGGUUACGUAGCAAGAGCUGAAGAAAUCAAACAGCUUUUGAAACAAAGAUCCGCAUCCCAAGCCUCGCGUGAACCAAUGCAUGUUUUGAGACAAUACGCGAAAACUAAUCCACAGCUUGCAGAUGGCUUAAAACUGGCUGAAAUUGCUGAAAUUAGGGAUGAAAACGGUGUAUUUCCUGCAGCUCUGGAGCAAUAUAGGACUGCACUGGCCGUGCUCAUACCGAUAUUAAAAGAUUUACCAAGCAGCAAAGUGAAGGAUGUUCUCGGCUCUGAGGUACAAAGAUUUAUGCGCAGGGCUGAAGAGAUCAAGGCUUAUUUGAAGACAUCUGAAGAAAAAACACUAGCAAUUGGUCAAGAAGUAGACGAAAGAAUGUGCUGCAUACAAUGAUUUUAUAAACAUUGUCAUCCCAUCGGCUCCUGGCCAUGAGAAAUACUGAAGCAUCGCUAUACGAGCAUUAGGAAGACAUGCAGGCAUCGCGGUUCAAAGCAGUCGAGUCGAUAUUGAGAUUGUGAUCAGUUAAACAAUCUUAAUUUGAUUUAAUCCAAUCUCCGAUUAAAGAUCAGUCACAAAUUCACUGAAAUGAUUCAAGAUCCAGUUCGAGGUUGAUAUCAUAUGCCCUGUGGCAAAGACGAACGGCGAUAAAUCACGUUCACAGACGAACACAAAUAUUUGAUGGAAAUUGUAUAUCAAUUACUUUAACAUAAAUUUACCCUAAUCUCAGCUGACUAAUCUUCUCGUGAGAAAUCACUGCAUUAGGACUCACGAUGAAUAAGACUGCGAUAAAGAAUUGCUUAUCCAUAGAACUAAUCUAAUGUCAACAUUCAGACCCCACGAAGUUUGGUUAAAUUCGCAGAGAAGAUUAUAUCGAAAAGCCACGACGCGCUAAUGCAAAUCAUCUUAAAUAAACCAAAGGUGACCCAAUUGCUUUUUAUUAAAACACCUUUUACAAUCGCGACAGGACUUCGCCUGGUCCUGCUAUGCCAAACUUGAAAUAUUUUGUAAUCAAUCAUUUUUUUCACAAUCGACACUGACUUGAUAAUAAGCGUUUUACAGGCAUGGCGCUAUAUUUCAUUAGCAUAUUGUGCUCAACGACAAAUAUAUCGGGGAAUCGUCUAUGAUUACAACGACUUUCAAUAACAUCCAUAAAAGAGUUUUUAUCGUUUUCAGAAUACUACAUAUAUGGCAAACAUUUUUUUAGCUCUGAGAGCGG
Messenger RNA from Dendronephthya gigantea, 2329 nucleotides. RefSeq names its product serine/threonine-protein kinase ULK3-like. Gene Ontology annotation, molecular function: ATP binding; protein serine/threonine kinase activity. Bases 37 to 1506 code for a protein of 489 amino acids. The transcript is spliced from 17 exons. Gene Ontology annotation, cellular component: autophagosome; cytoplasm. Gene Ontology annotation, biological process: autophagosome organization; protein autophosphorylation; peptidyl-serine phosphorylation. Lineage: Eukaryota; Metazoa; Cnidaria; Anthozoa; Malacalcyonacea; Nephtheidae. The record is from RefSeq and is a predicted model, not a curated record.